Oppiella nova is the source of this 1080-nucleotide messenger RNA. The record is from the annotation of a GenBank genome assembly. Lineage: Eukaryota; Metazoa; Arthropoda; Arachnida; Sarcoptiformes; Oppiidae.
ACUAAACCAAACGCUACUGGAUAUGCCAAUUAUGAAGAAUGUGGUGGGUCAUUGCUCAAUAAGGACUGGGUCAUCACUGCUGCCCAUUGUUGUCAACCAAUCCCCGAGGGUGGACAUGCUGACAUAAGUUACGGUGGUACAAAUAUAAAUACCCUCCCGUUUAACACGACAUCGUCCAAAAUCGUAUAUCAUCCCCAAUACAAUCCGGCAACUUUUGCAUAUGACUUUUGUCUCAUGAAACUAACCGACCCUGCUCAACAAAGUGACACGGUGCGGUAUGCUACCUUGGCUACUAGCUACCCACCCGCUGGAACCAAAGCAAUUGUCACCGGUUGGGGUCUAACUAAUGGCACCGAUAACAAUUCAGACCCUGCUAAUUUGCAAACGGCUGAAUUGACCAUCAUCGAUCGGACUACCUGUGCCCUAGAAUUGCUAUCAGUGGGCGGACAGGUUCACAAUUACCAGCUCUGCACCCAAAACAAAGACAAGAGCUUUUGUUCAAAUGGCACCCAAACAUUAAUUGAGUAUGGUGGUACAGACUAUAAACAUAUGCCGUUCAAUACGACACAAUCGAAAGUGGUCAUACACCCGCAAUUUAACCUUGCAAAAUUAUCGCACGACUUCUGCCUAAUUAAACUAAACGACACGGUUCCUCAAAGUAGCACGGUGAGGUACGCUACCCUGGCCACUAGCUACCCGCCCGUUGGCUCAAAAGCUAUUGUAACAGGGUGGGGUAAGACUAAUGGCACCGAUGAUAAUUCGUUUGCACAAAAUUUACAAGUGGCUGAAUUGACUGUAAUUGAUCGGGCUACCUGUGCUCGGGCGUGGGCACCAUUGAACACCACGAUUAAGGGUGAUCAUAUAUGCACCUACCGUAGGGAUCAGAGUUUUUGUCAAGGUGAUUCCGGUGGACCUAUGACAGUGAAUGGCCAAUUGGUGGGUGUGGUGUCAUUUGUGGAGGGGGGCUGUCCAUUGGGUGGUAUACCUAAUGUUUUCGGAUUUGUACCGGAUGUUAGAUCUUGGAUAGAGGCGACAAUAAACCCGAAACAGUCAACCAAUUGUAAUGUACCAGCAAGCAAC